Gigantopelta aegis is the source of this 4354-nucleotide messenger RNA. RefSeq names its product ski oncogene-like. The record is from RefSeq and is a predicted model, not a curated record. Bases 654 to 2849 code for a protein of 731 amino acids. Gene Ontology annotation, molecular function: SMAD binding; RNA polymerase II cis-regulatory region sequence-specific DNA binding; DNA-binding transcription factor activity, RNA polymerase II-specific. The transcript has 7 exons. Gene Ontology annotation, cellular component: nucleus. Gene Ontology annotation, biological process: negative regulation of BMP signaling pathway. NCBI's taxonomy places the organism in Eukaryota, Metazoa, Mollusca, Gastropoda, Neomphalida, Peltospiridae.
CCGCUCCGCGUGGCUCGGGUCACAAAUAAAUGCAUUGCACCACAGACGUCUCGACGUCAGCGUGACGUCACCAGCCCAGACGCCUUUGAUUACCUUGGGUCAGACCGCUGGUAAGCUGGAAAUUCCGCGAACGAAAAUCAUACGACUGCGUUACCCGUUACCGUUGUGCUUUUGUUGUCGAAAAUAAAAGUGUUCGGUACAUCUGCAGUUUGCGUAAUAGCGUGUGUCAUGCAGCCGUAUGUGCAAAAUGAACGUAAAAGCCGGUAAAACGAGGGAGGAUAAACUAAUGGCAGUGUUAACGUCGGCGUUCUUCGAAGAGCUGUUUGCUGCUCACGACGCUAAAAUAAUUGCUUAGUGUAUAUCGUCGGUUACAUUCUCGUUAAUUACCCACGCAUACCAACCGCGUUGUGGAUUCCGUGAACGAGGACUUUUAGUUGCGCACCAUUCGACCAGCAGAUAUGUAGGUCACCUAACGAAGGGAGGGAGUUCGAACAACGACAAAGCGAAAUAGUCUCCCAAGUUGGUUUCAUCGUCUGCACAGCUAAGUCGGAGUCGCGAGAGCUUACGCGCUAUACAUACAGGGCCCAAAUGACUGGGCUGUCGCAUGGUACGGACAUCGGAAAGUGUUGUGUGUUUUUAUUCAGGUGUGUUUGAUGGAACAAAUCGCCCACCGGGAGGAAACCCUGAACCCGGGAAUUCAGAGGUUAGUGAAGAGGUUUCAAACGUCUGCGCUUCGCAGUCUACACGGGCCGCCCAGCAGUGAAAUAAACCUGCCUUCCAGCACCACUUCUCCCAAUGACUUGGCAGUAGGCAUGAGCGUCGAACAGUACCGCAAGGUGAUCGCCAACGCCAAGAAAUGCGUCCCCACUCACAAAGGGAUGGAGUAUGACCCGUUUCUGGCCCCACCCCCGUUCCCCAUCCAGCAGAUGCCGGUUUUCACCCCCGUGGACACAUCGCGUAGCGAUCGGUCGGACACGGUUUUGGAAGGAGAAACCAUUUCGUGUUUUUUGGUAGGGGGUGAGCGGCGCUUGUGCCUGCCCCAGAUUUUGAACACGGUUCUAAGGGAUUUUACUCUCCAACAGAUAAAUGCUGUCUGCGACGAACUGCACAUUUUUUGUUCUCGAUGCAGUCCCGGACAGUUGGAUACACUGAAAAUAACAGGGAUAUUACCGUUGAUCGCACCGAGCUGCGGUCUCGUCACAAAGACGGACGCCGAACGACUGUGUAACGCUCUCCUACACAGCAAUGAGGACCCGUACAUGGACCCCCCUACCCCCGACAGUUUCAAAGUGUACCACGAGUGCUUCGGAAAAUGUAAAGGAAUAUUCAACCCAGGAUUGUACCGGACCCCGGACUCGAGGUGUAUCCAGUGUGUUCAUUGCCACCGAUUGUUCAGCCCUCCGAAAUUCGUGCGUCACUCGCACAGGGCCCUCGAGAACCGGACCUGUCACUGGGGGUUCGAUUCCGCCAACUGGAGAUCGUACCUGCUGCUAACGAAAGACCAGGAUUGUAAGGAGGAACUGAGACGAAUGAAGGCCAGGUUCGACUCUGGCAACAAGUACAAACGAAAACAGAGUCCGGAACCAGAAGGGUGCGACGAGAAGAGGCUGAAAAACGACUGCACGCCGUCACCCCCCGACAUACCAUGGCGGGAUCUGCCCCUGAUUUCCAUGUCUGCUUUCAGACCCUGGUCGCCGAGCGUUCUCACUGCCAUAAAAGAGGGGAAGAUCAUGCCGCCGGCGAUUGUCAGAGAUGGCGUGCCUGGAAUUCUGCCGUCAUACUUGCACAAAGGGCCUCCUGUUUUACUCAAUCCUGAGCGAGUGAUUCCAUACUCAGAGUCUGAAAGAUACGAGCGUCAUUUCACUCCGAACGUGUCUCUUGCCCCGCCUGAACACAAGAAGGAAGACAAAUCUGACGUCGAUGACGACGAUCUCCCUGUCAGUGCGUCGACGUCGGUGAAGAAACAGAGCGACGCUGGCGAGACGAUGACAUCCCCACGCACCAGCAAGGAAUACCGGGAGUACGACCUGCCCACCGACACUGACGACUCAUCCGUGUGUCAGUCGUCGCCUUCCGACGCAGAAGAAGCCAGGUUUGCGGAGUCGCCUUUCCCUGAGAGCUCUCUAGAGCUGGAGUUACUGAUGAUCCGGCGCGCACUGGACGGGAAGGUCCCCAACACGAAGGAAGCGAAAGAUGGCUUUCUACACGAGUUCUCAAAACAGAGGACGAGACAAGAGGAACUUCUCAACUCUCUCAUCCAGACGAGGAUCGCCCUCAAACAGGAAUUGGCCACACAGAAGGCGAAAGUUCGAGAACAAUGUCAGACGCUACAGAAGGACUUGGAAAGAUUACGCAUUGAAAACGAACAGCUGAGAAGAAAGGAAGAAAUAGAGGUUGCUAAGAAUCAAGGAUUACAGUCACACAUACAGCACACGGAGAGAAUUGGCCAGGUGAUGUCGCACGAAAACGCCAUUCUCCGCAGGGAGCUGCAGAAGCGAGGGGUCGACCCUACGGACCUGCUGUCGGGCAGCUACAGCCACUGCAACGGAAACUCGUCAUCGGAAUUCAACCCACAGAAUCUGUCUCCAAACCGGUCGAGUGAAGAAUUCAAGAACGAAUCAUCGUCACACCACCGGUUGCCACACAAGAAAUUAAGCGACGAAUACAAGAAAAACGAUUCCUCAUCACCCCCCUGCCGCAUGCCUCCGAAAAAGCUGAGUGACGAAUUUAAAAACGAAUCUUCGCCCCCGUGCCGCAUGCCUCCCAGAAAGAUGAUCGACGAGUUUAAGACUGAUUCGCCUCCUUGUCGCCUGCCUCCGAAAAAGGAGAGAGAGAAAAUUGUGGUGUAAAUAUCUAUAUCUAUAUAUUGUUGAAUGUUUUUUUGUUUUUUUUGUUUUUUUGUUUAGAAGGCUGUGAUGGACAAUUUCUUGCCCACCAGAUAAGAUCAUGAUUAAUUACCGGUGAGAGACGAAGCUGUCUCGUCAUGGGUGGGGGACACAUCAUGGAAGGGGGGGGGGGUGUGUGUGGGGGGACAAGCCAGUAAGGUGCCAUAUUUUUUUCGGUUUAUACAGUUUGGAUUGAAAACAUUUUAUUGCAUAAGGAUUGGGCAGAAGUUUGACAACUUACUCAGGGGUGGGAAUUCUCCUCGGAUCAGCUGUUUUCCUCUCAUGAAACAUUGCGUUUCCUAGCAUUUUGAUCGUCCUUUCCUCCAAAAUGUGUCAGAUGGCACAGAUUUUAACCUAGGAUUUCAAGAAUUUCCGGAACCCCUCUAGAUUUCCUCUUUUUAACAGUUCACCAAUUCCCACCCCUGGUUACUAGGCCCUAUCCUAGCAGUGUAUACAGUUCUCAAAGCGAUAUUGAGUGAGGAAACCUGCUGUCCCUACUUCAUGGGCUACUGUUUUCGAUUAGCAGCAAGGGAUCUUUUACAUGCACCAUCCCAUAGACAGGAUGGCACAUACCACGGCCUUUGAUAUACCAGUCGUGUAGUUGGGAGUAAUGACCUACUUUUGGAAACCAACUAUAGAUGGCUAGUUGAAUUUGUUGAGAGUGCUGUGUACUGAAGUGUUGUCUGUGCAUAAAAUCCACAUGUACAUGUACAUGUACAUCACUGAUAUCAGAACACCACUUAUGCCAGCCUACUGGAUGCAGAAAUAUUGGCUGUAGAUAAAAGUUUGACUGCAGAUAAUGUCUUUGAUAAACAGUGACACCUGCUGUCAGAGUUAAUAUAUUAUGACGUUUAAUGUCAAGGUCACUUGUGUACAUGUGUCUCAUAGACCUACAUGCGGUACAUCACUCGGAUAACGUUUUGGCUCCAGAUAAUGUUUUCGAUACAAGAAAAUGUUUUGCUGAGUAGAUUUAUUAUUGUACUUAUUUUAAGGCCAUUGUUAGAACAACAAAUUGUUAAAUUGACCUAACCAGCAUAUUUUAGUCCAGGCCUGGUGCUUGUAAAACUUUUAAAGUCUAGACUCGAUACUCUAAUAGAGUCUGAGACACUAAUGUCAUGACAACGCCAUACAAAUUGUAUGUGUGUGACGUCAUUAAAGACUGAGUCUGGACUUGAAAAGCUUUAUAAGCAUGGGCCCUGGUCAGUAUUAAAAUUUAUUUUUAUUAGGUUUUGUUUUUUAAAUAUCACAAUGAGAAAAAGAUCAGACAAUAGUUUUAUUUUAUUUUUAAAUAUAUUGGGGGAAAUUAAGAAAACGCACCCCAACAUAUUGGUGAAGAGUCAAUGAGAGAAUUGUUUUAAAGGGACACACCCUAGUUUCAACUAACACUAAGUUUCAGUUAAUCUACAAACCUGUAACAUAUUUGGAUAAAGUUACAAUUGAGUGAAACAUGAGUCUGUGACUUUGAAAUG